UUUAAAGACAGCUGCUUGCAUACGAUGUGAGUGUGUGGGCCUUGCUAUUUUUUGUUUUUACUCGAUGGAAGACAAUAAUGGAAUAGCUAUAAUCAGCGUAAGGGUUUAAGGAUGGGAGUGCAUAUUUAACGGGUGAAGAAAACAUUAGGAAAAUAAUCUUGGAGCUGCUGCCAAAACCAUCCUCAAUUCUAUAUAAACUCCGAGGAGAUUUACUGCCUCAUUAUGGGUUCGAUACUCAGCCGAAGGAUCGCCGGAGUUGAAGACAUCGACAUUCAAGCCAAUUCAGCUUACAGAUAUCCUCCUAAAUCAGGAAAUUAUUUUACCAGCCAUUUCUUUAUGGGAGGCCAGAAAUUUGACACCCCUCACCCUGAGGGAUAUCUGUUUGGAGAAAAUAUGGAUUUGAAUUUUUUAGGGAACAGGCCUGUUCAGUUUCCCUAUGUGACACCUGCACCCAGUGAACCUGUGAAGACGCUUAGAAGUCUGGUGAACAUCAGGAAAGACUCUUUACGACUUGUUAGGUAUAAGGAUGAAGCUGAAAGCACAGUGGAGGAAGCUGGAGGUUCGGGGGUUACGUAUGGUGUGGAGUUCUGUUUUGAUACUGAUGCCAGAGUGGCCAUCACAAUAUACUGCCAGGCUUUUGAGGAGUUUUCUAAUGGCAUGGCAGUGUACACUCCUAAAACCCCAGCUAUGGCAUCUGAAACUGUCUGUUAUAAGAAAGGGAUAAACCAGCAGUUUUCAUUGCCAUCCUUUAAGAUUGAUUUUGCUAAAUGGAAAGCAGAGGAGCUUAAUUUUGACCUGGAUAGAGGUGUGUUUCCUCUGGUGAUUCAGGCAGUCGUGGAUGAUGGGGAUGAUGUUAUUGGACAUGCCCAUGUGCUUUUGGCAGCAUUUGAUAAGCAUGUUGAUGGCAGUUUUUCAGUGAAACCUUUGAAGCAGAAGCAAAUUGUUGAUCGUGUCAGUUACCUUCUUCAAGAGAUUUAUGGCAUUGAGAAUAAGAACAACCAGGAGACAAAGUCUCCUGAGGAUGAAAACAGUGACAACAGUAGUGAGUGUGUGGUGUGUCUAUCAGACCUACGUGACACACUCAUCCUCCCCUGCAGACACCUUUGUCUCUGCAAUGCGUGUGCUGACACUCUACGUUACCAAGCCAACAACUGUCCUAUCUGCAGACUGCCAUUUAGAGCACUGCUCCAAAUUCGUGCAGUUCGCAAGAAGCCUGCUGCAGUGCUUCAUUCUGUCCCUUUCAGUCCAGUGGUCUCUCAGAGCUCAGACCACACAGAGAAUUCGAACUCGGAUAACAUUCCUCCAGGCUACGAGCCUGUGUCCUUACUGGAGGCCCUAAACGGUGUACAGCCUGCUUCACCCUCUCUUCCCUCAGCCCCUUUGUAUGAGGAGGUGCGGUUUUCAGGAGAGAUGGGUGACCCACUGAACCUGAGCAGUAGGCAGCAGAGCCCAGUGGAUCUCAGUGCAGACACAGCAACGUUAAAAUCCAAAGUCAGCAAGUCACCAAAUGGGUCUAUAUGCUCCCCUUCAUCUCCGAUUCAAGAAGAGGAGGAUGAGGAAAGGCUGUCCGAGCUGACUGAUGCUCAGUCUCACUCUGAUCAGCCCUACAGUCCAGAUCCCACUGAGGUAACAGUAGAUGAGAUCGCGUCUGAACCAGGCUCUCCAAACACAGGUUCAGAGGGAAGGUCACUGGGGGUGUCGGUGAGUGAGAUAUUGCAGGACUGCCACAGUGCCCGCAGCAGCCUCACUGAAAGCGAUCCUUCAGCAGACCUGGCACUGCCUGGAUCAUCCAGGUCCAUCGAUAGUCUACAGAGUCAGAGCACCAGCAGCUCCAGUCAGCCUCUGCUCUGCAUGUCUAGCAGCCUGCACGUUGAAGACGAACGCCUCAGCCCAUAGUAGCACCGUGCUCCGAUGUGCUUCUGAUUUCAUUAACAUGUAAUUACUGAAACCAUAAAUGCUUUAGUAAGAGUAUCACCCUCCUUUCAUCAAGAUCACUACUGUUUCUUAAUAUACAAACAGCCUCCACACAAUCAAAGCUUCUGUGAAACACUUUUCACUGUCUGUCUCACACCUCCCUCACAGAGCAAACAUUUCCAUUCAACCAGUGUUUUAAAGGUCAUUAUUGUUUCACUUGUAAAAGAGUAAAGCACUUUCUAUUUAGUGUAAUCUAUAUUUAAUAUCAACAACGCUACGCUUCUGCUGACCUGUAGUUAUACGCAGUGUUUGUAAAUAUGUUUUCCUGACCCCAAAUUUUGAUUCAUAUCCCUAAUUACACAUGGAAAUGUUGGAAACAGUUUUAUUACUUACUUAUUAUUGGCACAAACUAUUCCAUAGUAGUGAAUAAUAGUUUUAUGGUAAUCAUGUUUUUAAGACGGCUGUGUUUGCAGUAACAGCUAUGAUUCAUUGACGUAUGUUAAACAAUGAUAGUUUUAUAGCUAAGCAUGUUCUUUCUACACCGCUAUAGCUAAUGAAAAUGAGCAAGUUGCAAGGUGUGGAUUCAACAAAGUAUUUUUAGCCACACUACAUUAAAGUUGCUGCACCAUGCACACUACGAGACUCACAAUCAAAGAAAUGCACAAACUGUGACCAUACACUAAGGGACCUAGGGUCCGUAUUACUACAUGUAUGACUCCUGCUAGCCCACUAUCACUGAGAUCCGGGGUUUGAAUCCCCAGCGGUGCUAUCGGCCACUCAGGCGUCUAUACAGAGAUUGUAGGCUGUGUCUGAGGGGCGUAUCCAGACAGCCUAGCCAUUUAAUGGGGAACUUGUCAGUGCGCUUUCAAUGCCGGGACCAAACCCAGAUAAAAACCUCAGGCAGGGCAUCCAACGUACAGGCUGUGCCAAAUCAGGACCAGUAUGAUCCUGAGGCAACUAAAUACGAGAGCAGCCGAAAGAAAACAAAGAUAAAUGGCUGUUAGGACAUGGGGAUACAAUAUAGGCUAUGUGACUUGAUUGCUCAUAAUGCCCAACAUGCUAAGAAACAGCACUCUAUAGACUGAUGCUUAAUCACUUGUAUCAUGGGCUUGUAUGAUGCCCACGCACAUGCAAGUCCCUGGUCUAGGAGUGGCUUCUGCACCUUCCCAGAAUUUGUCACCCUCCUAAACUCCUAAAAAUGAUUGGUGAGCUUUAGGCAUUAGUGUCUGCCAAACAAGAAACUAUGUCCAGGAGCCAUGAUUUGUAAACUGGAAACAUUUUACAGGAUGGAUAUUAAAACAACACUCUGCUAGGACUCAUCUCUAAUUUUAGCUAUUAUUUUCCAUCUGAUUUAUGGAAUUGUUUUACCUUUAUGAUGCACUGAUGUAUGGUCCAAUCUACACUAUAUGGCCAAAAGUGUUUAGACACCUGACCAUCUUGUUGGACAUUCUAUGAAAAAAACUUAUAUAUGACAUGUUCAGCUAUAACAACAGCCACUGAGAAAGCUUCUUACAAGACUUUAAAGUAUGUCUGUGGAAAUUUGUGUCCAUUCAGUCAAGAGCAUUUGUAUGGCUGGGCACUGAUGAUCACCAAGAAACCUCAAUUAACUUGAGCAAGGCCCUUAACCCUCAAUUGCUUAGACUGUAUACUGUCACAACUGUAAGUCGCUUUGGAUGAAAGCGUCUGCUAAAUGCCGAAAAUAUAAAUGUAAAAUGUUAGCAAUUGCAUUGGCUGAAACGCAUGAUUUCAAAAGUGUCCCAAUACUUUUGCCCAUAUAGUGUAUUUUAUGUGAUUCCUUAAUCAUAUUUUUUCUAAAUAUAUAUGUUCAGAUAUGUUAAUAUCUAAGAAUGUAUAAAAGUCACUUCCCCUGUGUGGAAUGUUUUAAAUAGGGAAGUGUAAGCACAUAUAAGCGAUUUAUUUUAAGAAACUGAUACACUCACAUAAAUGUCCUUUUCAUUUCCAUAAAGAUUCAAAAUACAAUAAAUUCUAGUCCUAGGCUAUUUUUAAAGGUUGAACCAAAUGUAAAAUGUCUGUUUAUACCAGGGACUGUACUUAAGACUGGUCCAAAAGAUAGUACAGAGUGACAAAUCUAUGUUUUCGUGAUUCGAUGCUUUGAGCUUCUGUAACAUAUGUACUGUAUAUUUGUAUGUAGUUCAGUCAUUUUAUCAUAAAGUGCUGUAUUCAAA
Molecule: messenger RNA, 4100 nt
Organism: Trichomycterus rosablanca
Lineage: Eukaryota; Metazoa; Chordata; Actinopteri; Siluriformes; Trichomycteridae
Gene: mgrn1a
Product: mahogunin, ring finger 1a
Exons: 16
Coding region: 223-1896 (557 amino acids)
Biological process (GO): negative regulation of G protein-coupled receptor signaling pathway; protein ubiquitination; endosome to lysosome transport
Cellular component (GO): early endosome; nucleus; plasma membrane
Molecular function (GO): ubiquitin protein ligase activity
Source: RefSeq, a predicted model, not a curated record